Molecule: messenger RNA, 286 nt
Organism: Macroventuria anomochaeta
Lineage: Eukaryota; Fungi; Ascomycota; Dothideomycetes; Pleosporales; Didymellaceae
Exons: 4
Coding region: 16-249 (77 amino acids)
Biological process (GO): mitochondrial respiratory chain complex IV assembly
Cellular component (GO): mitochondrial intermembrane space
Source: RefSeq, a predicted model, not a curated record
CUAAGCUCUUUCAAAAUGUCGAAGGACACCAAGGCACAAGCCGCUGCGGCACAAAUGAUGGUCGAUGAUGAGCCAGAUGAGUGGGAUAAGAGAAUCUUCAGCACAGGCUGUGCAGACGAGAAUGCGAAGUUGACAGACUGCUACUACGAGAAGAAAGACUGGCGAGCGUGUAAAGCGGAGAUGGAAAUCUUCCGACAGUGCUGGCAAAAACAUGGGAAUGACAAGCGCACUGAUUCGAAGGACGUCUGAACGCCAUGCGAAUGUUCAACAGGGAGUCUCCAAUCAG